Helianthus annuus (common sunflower) is the source of this 2959-nucleotide messenger RNA. RefSeq names its product AT-rich interactive domain-containing protein 4. The transcript has 17 exons. Bases 569 to 2785 code for a protein of 738 amino acids. The record is from RefSeq and is a predicted model, not a curated record. Gene Ontology annotation, molecular function: DNA binding. NCBI's taxonomy places the organism in Eukaryota, Viridiplantae, Streptophyta, Magnoliopsida, Asterales, Asteraceae.
GACCUUAAACCAAAAUUUUCGUUUCCCCUCCGAUUCCAAUUGAAUCGUAGCUCGUUGGCACAAUGAGAGCAAUACUAAGACGGUGUUAAGAGGCAACAAAUUCCCACCGGUGAAAACACGUCUAUCACUGCGGCGGUUUGAGAAGUGAAACCAGGGCAGGGGGGACGAGUGCAAAGAUGCAGAAUCCGGUUGACACUCCAUUCCAACCUACUAACUAAUAACAGAAAUAUAAGAAGACGAUGGUCCUGGCAAACAGAAUGACCGAUGCUGGCUUUUUUUUUCACUCCUGGCUGUAUCAACCCAAGAUAGCAGGAGAGAAUAAAGAAAUUUAAGAUAAUUAUGAUCUGGGAAGGAAAACCAUAGCGAAUCUCGCUUUGGCUUUGAUUCUUAGAUCGGUGUUGAUAAGGAACCGAUUUUGAUUUAUGGGUUCCAUUCCAUCUACAACAGUUGCAUCUCCCCUUUCGCGAUUUGGAGUUGAACAGCAUCCAUCCUAAAAUUAGGGCUCGAUUCGCAGAUCUCCCUUCGAUUCCUUCAAAUUUCUCAUCUCUCUCGACUUGAUGUAUUGAAGAUGUUUCAUGCUCAAGGAACUGCAAAACACACAUGUUGCAUGCUUGCUGUUUUAUGUAGAACCAAUAAUAAGGAUGUUCCACAAGGAGGAUUCCCGUUUCCAGAUAUCACUUCUUCUGGACGUUUAGAGGUUCAGACUCUAAUUAGUCCUACCACUGAUGAAUUUCGUAAGGCUGUGGAUUCUGUGCAGCCAAACAUUAUAUAUUUUCAAGGAGAAAGACUUAUAAAUGAUGAGGUUGGAUCUCUUGUCUGGGAAGGUGCACAGGAUUUACCGGGCUUAUUCGGCUCCUCUUUGCCCACAACUGUAUAUUUGGAAAUCCCAGACGGUGAAGAAGUAGCAGAGGCACUGCACUUGAAGGGGAUUCCUUAUGUGAUAUAUUGGAAGAACUCAUUUUCAUGUUAUGCAGCCUGCCAUUUUCGACAUGCACUAUUUUCUGUGGUACAAAGUUCUUCUAGCCAUACGUGGGAUGCUUUCCAGCUGGCACAUUCAUCCUUCAGGUUAUACUGUGUAAGGAACAACCUUGUACUCCCCAAUAAUUCCGAGAAAGAUGAUAACACAUUGGGUCCGUGCCUUCUGGGGGACCCACCCAAGAUCAAUGUUCCUCCAGCGGAGGCAGGGGGUGAAGAUGACGAAGAAAAAUAUCCUGAGGACCUUCCUGCAAUUAAGAUAUAUGAUGAUGAUGUCAACGUCAGGUUUCUUGUUUGCGGAUCUGCAUGCACGUUGGAUGCGUCUCUAUUGGAACCAUUGGAAGAUGGACUGAAUGCUCUUUUGAGUAUUGAAAUGCGUGGGAGUAAACUUCACAAUCGAGUUAGUGCACUUCCUCCACCUCUCCAGGCAGGAACGUUUUCUCGAGGUGUAGUGACCAUGCGAUGCGAUAUUUCAACUUGUAGUUCUGCGUAUAUUUCGCUUUUGGUAUCAGGAAGUGCGCAAACAUGCUUUGAUGAUCAGCUUUUGGAAAAUCAUAUAAAAAGUGAAGUCAUUGAUAAAACUCAGUUAGUUCAGGCAGUAUCCAACUCCGAUGAGAACAAACUAUCUGUUUGUGAACCUCGAGAAUCCGCUUCAAUAGCCUGUGGAGCCACAGUAUUUGAAGUUUCUAUGAAGGUCCCUUUAUGGGCUUCACAGGUUUUGAGGCAGCUAGCACCAGAUGUUUCUUACCGUAGUUUAGUUGCACUCGGUGUUGCUAGUGUUCAGGGUUUAGCUGUUGCUUCGUUCGAGAAAGAUGAUGCAACCAGAUUGCUUUUCUUCUGUAAAAAAGUAGAUAACAAUAUCCAUGACAGGAUGACCAAUCCCCCCAUCCCCCCAUGGAUGAGGCAACCUCUCCCAAGUAGAAAACGACAAAUCAUAAACUCAGAAACGAGUCGUAAUAACGGUAUGGAAUCAGGGAACGGGUAUGUAAUGGUUAGGCAGAAAACAAAAAUUGCUGCGCUGAGACCAAUUCCACACAUUCGCCACCAGAAAAUGCUACCCUUUGUAGGGAUUUCAGAGACAAAUGGACAUGAUUUUGGAGGACAAGUGAAGACCCAUGUUUCAUCCAUGCCCUCUAACAAACACAAUAGUGCAGGAUCAGCCCCUGUGGCUCAUCGCAAGUCAUUAUCAAGCUCCUAUCAAGCCAAACACCUAGUUUCAUUAAACCCACUUCCUUUGAAGAAACAUGGUUGUGAUAGGAGUCCAAUACAUGUUUGUUCUGAGGAGGAGUUUUUGAAGGAUGUGAUGCAAUUUUUAAUCCUUCGAGGGCAUAAUCGUCUUAUUCCGCAAGGCGGUCUUGCUGAGUUUCCUGAUGCAAUACUUAAUGCAAAGCGUUUGGAUCUCUACAAUUUAUAUAGGGAGGUGGUUUCAAGAGGUGGCUUUCAUGUUGGCAAUGGAAUCAAUUGGAAAGGGCAGGUUUUCUCAAAGAUGCGGAACCACACAGUUACAAAUAGAAUGACGGGUGUUGGAAAUACACUCAAGAGACAUUAUGAAACCUAUCUUUUGGAAUACGAAUUGGCACACGAUGAUGUGGACGGGGAGUGCUGCUUGUUGUGUCGCAGUAGCGCAGCCGGGGAUUGGGUGAACUGUGGGGUAUGCGGCGAGUGGGCCCAUUUUGGUUGCGACAGAAGGCAGGGCCUUGGUGCGUUUAAGGAUUAUGCAAAAACAGAUGGAUUAGAGUACAUAUGUCCUCAAUGCAGCAUCUCCAACUUCAAGAAGAAGUUACCGAAAACCAGCAACGGAUAUUCUUAAAGUAAUUCUUACUUACUAGUAAUACCAUAAUUUGGUUUUUGUUUCUAGCGUAUCUUCCUAGUUUGUUUGUGUUAUGAGCAAAAAAGAUGGGGGAGUGGUAAUGAGAUUAGAGGGUAUUUGUGUAAUAUAUGUAUAUUUACCAUUUUGUAGAAUGUUUUUUUUUAUUUCUCAUAA